AUGUACUUCCAGUGGGAUGGUGGCAGUCACGGCAAGAAGAAGUGGCACUACUACAGCGAUGAGGUGAACAACUUGCUGGUGCAGUCCUAUGCGGCGUACUUGUCCUCAGCAGGCUGCCCGCUUCAAGCCAUCGCAGUGGAUGGCCGAACCUACUGGGUGGACUUUGCCCAUAUGGAGCAAAUCUCCGUGUGCAACGA
Molecule: messenger RNA, 197 nt
Organism: Symbiodinium pilosum
Lineage: Eukaryota; Dinophyceae; Suessiales; Symbiodiniaceae
Source: the annotation of a GenBank genome assembly